GCUCUCUUCGCGAGCGUAUCUUACUUGCCCGCUGCAGCCUCUCGGUUGUGUUGUGUAACCCAAUCCACCGCCUCGCCCUCGCUUUCCGCCGCCGCUUGGCCGUAAUAGCGACGCCGCUCCAGAAGCCACGAAAAGCGCCACCAUCCAUUGGCUCACUCGCGAGUUGUUGCGCUUGCCCGGAGAGGUGGGGGGGCAAGAUCCGCUCGAAGAAGUGCAGGAGUGAUUAAAAUUCUCUUGAAUUGUCUGGCUGAAGAUGUGGGUUUGUGGCUUCACCACCUUGCCCCAUCUUGGUGGAUUCCUUGGCUGGUUCUUUACCCGGAAAGAAGUGCCCACAUGGUUUGAAAGUCUGAAGAAACCGUCGUGGCGUCCACCAAAUAAAAUGUUCCCAGUUGCUUGGACUACAUUAUAUACAAGUAUGGGCUACGCUUCAUAUCUGGUGUGGAAAGACCUUGGUGGCUUCAACAGCAGAGCAGUUGUGCCACUGGGCCUCUACGGAGCUCAGCUUGCCCUGAACUGGGCAUGGACUCCUAUAUUCUUCGGAGCUCAUAAACUAAAGCUGGCCUUGAUCGACAUUGUGGGUUUGUACGGGCUAGUGCUGGGCACUAUGUAUUUCUGGUACCCUAUUAACAAGACCGCAACACUACUGAUGGUGCCUUAUCUUGCCUGGCUGACCUUGGCAUCUUCUCUCACCUACUGCAUCUGGAGAGACAAUCCAGAAAAGGGAAAGAAGAAAGAAUAAGAAAGGAACUAGUAAAAUUGAAGUCAUUUAGUGAAACCCUAAGAUCCAGUACUAUGGAAGGAUGUUAAUUUGAUAGACACAAGACUAUUUACCACUUGAGCAUGGAGAGAUGGGGGAUCUUUUACAAAAUCCAAUGGUGCAUAUUUGUAAGGCUGCCAUACAGACUGAGCUUGAAAACAUCAACUCCUUCCUCACUCAGACUGCAAUCCUAUACAUGCCUACUCAGAAGGAAGUCUCACUAAGUUCAAUGUGGCUUGCUCCAAGGUAAGUGGGCACAGGAUUGCAGCCUCAGUAUCUUAAUGUGUUGAUGUUGUCAGCUUACAAUUGUAUGGUUAUGUCCUCAGUAAAACUUCAAACUAGCUUUGCUUGGUUCUGUCCAUUUAUAUUUUGACGGCUACUUCAGAAAAAUCUUGGGAAUUAUUCUGGAAGUGCACAGGGCUCAACAAGAGCAGAAUCAACUUUUAUGUGAUCUUUAAAAAUUGUGCUAAACAGAGAUUGUAUUAAUUACAAAUGAGGUCUGCUUCCUCCACACAUUCUUGCUUUGAAGUGUAUAUACUACUUUUCCCUCUCCCGUUUCUCCCUUCUCCCUGUUCUCUUUUCCCACUAUCAACAUUUUAGAUUGAAAGUUCCUUGGAGCAAGGAUCUUUUUUUGUGCAUAUUUCACUUUGUAAUGACCAUGUACAAUGAUAUUAUAUAAAUAAGCAUUACAUUAUAGGUGUAAAGCAUGAAUGCGACCAAACACGUGGCUUGCCAACCCAUUUUUAAAACAAGCACUGGUACAUUUUGAGGGAACAGGGAAUGGCCACAGCUCUCUGUUGAGUGGAUACUCUUUGAUAAAGCUGGGUUUGCCACCACCCUGGAAUGUAUGAAAAGCAAUGUUUGGAAUGGAACAGGAAGUAUUUUCAUCUGAUAGGCUUUUUGUUCUUUGUUUUUACAAGGUCAGAAAAAAGGAGACACGAGUUCUCAGGAUGCAGAUAUUUUAUUUAUUAUCAAAGGGCUUUGUGAAAUAAAAUAUCUGCAUCCUGAGAAUUUGUUUCUCCUUUUUUCUGACCUGGUUUGGAUGCUCUCCUUUUGUUUUUGGUCUUUCUUUUUACGAGCCAGUUACUACUUGGGUCAAUAGUUUUACAUGGAUUCACAAUGCAGAGAUGCUGCACAGGCAAAGGUGGGCUUAGAGAUUCAUCAGACAGGGGAAAAUGGUUCCCUACCGUCACUUCUCCACCCCCACUUCUAUCGCACAAUACUUCCUCUUUCCUAACUGAGAAGAAAGAGGAAGUAAAGAACGACUACGUGGCCCAUUCAGUGGGCGUUUUUAUCGCACCACUUCUCCUGCACACAGCAGAUUGCAGCAAGUUCCGUUUUUAAAAAUAAAUUGGACUUACCGGGGACUUCUUUGUCACGGGAAGAAGGCCAGAAAGAGCAAGAGAUGGACGGAAUCAUGAAUAGGAUCCGCAAAAAUCUGUGAGUGCCCAGUAACGAGCAUACUAUAAAAUGCUCGUCUGUUGAUCUGCUAAAGGAAUCCAGUUCAGUGCGGAAGACAGAAAUGAGUAACUGCUAUAUUUUAUAUUCCCCCCUCUCCCCAAAAAAGAGGGAAAAUUGGGAACAGCCAUCUUUGCUUCUUUGUCCCUUUAAGCCUUGGUCCAGCAGUGGCUGAGCUAAUUGGGGUGGUCAACUUGUGGCUCUUCAGGCAUUUUGGCCUACAGCUCCCAUCAUCCUUCACCAUUGGCUAUGCUAAUUAGGACUAACGGGAUUGCAGACCAAAACAUCUGGAGGGCCAAAAGUUGCCCACAUCUGGUGCAGAGGGUUGCAGCCUAAAUCAGCACAGUUCUUCCUGCACUCCAUCUUGACUGUUACAAACUGCAGACUUGGGGGGGUUUAACACCAUGCCCUAAUUCAUUUCCCCUUCCCUUUAUUUUGGUUUUUGAAGAACUUGAAAGCUUACUCAUGACUUUGUGAAUUCUGCCUUGUCAUAAUAAAGGUAUUACUUGACUGUG
Molecule: messenger RNA, 2730 nt
Organism: Elgaria multicarinata webbii
Lineage: Eukaryota; Metazoa; Chordata; Lepidosauria; Squamata; Anguidae
Gene: TSPO2
Product: translocator protein 2
Exons: 4
Coding region: 254-739 (161 amino acids)
Cellular component (GO): mitochondrial outer membrane
Source: RefSeq, a predicted model, not a curated record